Trichophyton verrucosum HKI 0517 is the source of this 576-nucleotide messenger RNA. RefSeq lists its product as uncharacterized. The transcript has 4 exons. Bases 1 to 576 code for a protein of 191 amino acids. The record is from RefSeq and is a predicted model, not a curated record. Lineage: Eukaryota; Fungi; Ascomycota; Eurotiomycetes; Onygenales; Arthrodermataceae.
AUGGGCUUCAAAUCAAUUAUCUGCGUCUUCGCCUUGCUGGUGCUGUUUCUGAGCGUAGCACUCUUUGAAAAGCUGGAGUUCUCGGUAUCUUUGAACAGCGGCCGCUCUCACGAACCGGUUCCAUCCGAGGCUCCAAAAAAUCAAUGCCUGACGAGGGCGGAAGCCGAAGUGAUCCUUCAGAAAUGGAUCGAUGUCAAGGUAUCUCGAAAACACGACCAACAGCAUGAACUGUUCCACGAAAGCUUUCGUCUAUUUUCUGAGAGCCAGAACAGCGUCAACGGCGGUCGCAUGAAGAGCGUGCUAAUCCAUGUAACCAUCCAGGUUUCACUCCCUGUGUUCUAUAACAGGAAUGAACUUUUUACCCAUUUCAAUGAAAACGACCUGUCCGCUGCGGGCGGCAUCAUUGAUGUGAUGGCCUGGGACCACGGUUGCCACUCCAUCGCAUUCAGGUUUACGUUGCAUGCUGAAUCUCGGCCUGGCAUGCUGCCUACUGCGGGUGUUGCCUUUAUCACGCUUGACCCAAAUACUCACAGAGUCAAGGACGUGCCAUUAUUGGAUAAAUAUGGAGUUCUCUAA